UUGAAUCACAGUAUAUCACAGCCAGAAGGUCCGGCAGAGUGAGUGUGGGAAAGAAAGAGCAGAUCUAGGGAUUGUGGGGAAGGAGUGAGAGGAAGCUGGUGUUGUGCUGCCCUGGGAUUAUCCUGCCCUGUACUGCUCUUUGUUGGAUGCUGCUCAGGACAAUGCAUGUGGAGGAUGGACUGUGCUGCCUGAAGCCUGGAGCCUGUCUGCUGGAAUCCUACAGCUAACACCCACGGAGGAGAGGGUUUGCCUGGGAAGUGACUGCUCUGCUUGGCAUUUAAAGGAUCGUUUGGGACAUACAGAGUCUACCUGGGAUAUAAAGGAUCUGUCUGGUACUAGAGGGGACAUACAGGAUCUUACAGGGACACAAAAGAGUCUGCCGGGCCGGGAUAUACUUCGUUUGUAUGGGGCAAAAGGUUAUGCCUGGGAAAAUAAAGGAUCUGUUUUGGGCAUAAAGGAAAACCUGCUCACCACCCUGCACAGUGCAAUAAGGCACCCUGAGUUGUGCUCACCACCCUGCACAGUGCAAUAAGGCACCCUGAGUUGUGCUCACCACCCUGCACAGCGCAAUAAGGCACCCUGAGCUGUGCUCACCACCCUGCACAGAGCAAUAAGGCACCCUGAUCUGUGCUCACCACCCAACAUAGUGCAAUAAGGCACCCUGAGCUGUGUUUACUACCUUGCACCCUGAGCUGUGCUCAACAACCUGCAUAAUGCAAUAAGGCACCCUGAGCUGUGCUCACCCACAUUAUAUAUGCAAUAAGGCACCCUGAGCUGUGCUCAUCACCCUGCAUAGUGUAAUUAGUGCUGCUGGGCAGUGCUCACCAACCCCUCACAGGGCACCAAGGGCUGCUGGCACCUGGGGUUGCACCAGAGUAAUGGGGAGAGUGGUGAUCACUGUGCCCUGUAGCCUUGGCUUGUUCUGACCUGGCAGCAGGCUCUUUGCUUUUGCUUGUGUGUGGAACCCAUAGUGUGCUGGUGUCACCAUGGAAGAGUGGAGACAGUGUGGCCGGUGGCUUAUAGACUGCAAAGUCCUGCCUGCUGACCAUAGGGUAGUGUGGCCUACAGCUGUGGUCUUUGAUUUGGCCCAAGCCUUGAGGGAUGGAGUCCUGCUGUGCCAGCUGCUUCAUAACCUGUCCCCUGGAUCUAUUGAUCUUAAAGACAUCAAUUUCAGACCACAGAUGUCACAGUUCCUUUGCCUGAAGAAUAUCCGAACCUUUUUAAAAGUUUGCCACGAUAAGUUUGGGCUACGGAACAGCGACCUUUUCGACCCGUAUGACCUGUUUGACGUUCGGGAUUUUGGAAAGGUAAUAUCCGCAUUGUCUAAGAUUUCGUACCACAUCAUCGCGCAAACCAAAGGCAUUCGGCCCUUCCCGUCUGAGGAUACCACAGAGAAUGACGAUGAUGUGUACAGGAGUCUGGAGGAGCUGGCUGAUGAACAUGAUCUGGGGGAUAAUGAUAACUAUGACCUCCCGUGUGAAGAAGAUGAUAUUUACGAAGACAUCAUCAAAGUGGAAAAUCAACAGCCCAUGAAAAUGGGCAUGACCGAAGAUGACAACGAAAUUGCUGCUUACUGGAAAUUCGAGAAAACAGAAGAUAAAUAUUACAAAACACUGGAAGAAAUCAGAACAAAUUACAUGAUUCCUCUGAGGCAGAUACUGAAUUCACAGGAGAUAGCCGCAAUCUUUACAAACCUAGAGGAGCUUAUUAAAGUUCACUUUAAUUUCCUGAGAAGUAUUGAACUCUCUAUUAUGUCUGGCGGAAGCAGUAUGGGCCAAGUUUUCCUGGAUUACAAGGAAAAGCUCCUGAUAUAUGGGGAAUAUUGCAGUCAUAUAGAAUAUGCUCAGAAAACGAUGGACCAUGUGAUUGCAACACGUGAAGACGUCAGGAUAAGAAUGGAGGAAUGUUCAAAGAAGGUUCAAGAUGGGAAGUUCAGAUUACAGGAUUUGUUGGUCGUCCCAAUGCAAAGGGUACUGAAGUAUCAUCUGUUAUUAAAAGAACUUUUAAGCCAUACUUUAGAAAGUCCAGAGAAACACACACUUAAGGAAGCCCUGGAAGCAAUGCAGGAUUUAGCCAUGUACAUCAACGAAGUCAAACGAGACAAAGAGACAUUAAAGAAAAUCAGUGAAUUUCAGAAUUCUAUAGAAAACUUGCAAGUAAAACUGGAAGAUUUUGGAAGGCCAAAAAUAGAUGGGGAACUGAAGGUCCGUUCAAUGGUUAAUCAAGCCAAACAGGACAGGUACUUAUUUCUUUUUGACAAAGUGGUCAUUGUCUGUAAAAGAAGAGGCUACAGCUAUGAGCUGAAAGAAAUUAUUGAACUACACUGUCACAAAAUGACCGAUGACCCAAUGAACAAUAAAGAUAUCAAAAAGUGGUCCUAUGGAUUCUUUUUAAUUCAUCUACAAGGGAAGCAAGGAUUCCAGUUUUUUUGUAAAACAGAAGAAAUGAAAAGGAAAUGGAUGGAGCAGUUUGAAAUGGCAAUGUCAAACAUCAAACCAGAUAAAGCCACAGCAAACCAUCACAACUUCCAGAUGUUUACAUUUGACAAAACCACCAGUUGCAAAGCUUGCAAGAUGUUCUUAAGGGGCACAUUCUAUCAGGGAUAUUACUGUUCCAAGUGUGGUGCUGGUGUCCAUAAAGAGUGCCUUGAGACAAUUGAUCCCUGCAAGUUUGUUCCUAUGGAUGACAUGGACCCUCUCAUUACCGGACCCAAGAUGGUGGCGAUACAACAUUACCAUGGCAACCCAGCGCCUCCGGGAAAACCUGUGUUGACGUUCCAGAUGGGAGAAGUGAUUGAGCUUCUUAGAGGUGAUCCAGAUUCACAGUGGUGGGAGGGAAGGCUGUUGCUGACAAAGAAAUCUGGUUAUUUUCCCAGCUGUUCGGUGAAGCCGUGUCCUGUGGACAGCAGGCCCAUGAAUCGCACAGAAUACAGCAAACACCCAUGGUUUGCUGGGAACAUGGAAAGGCCGCAAGCUGAUAACUACCUAAAACCUCAUGUCAAUGGAACAUACCUGAUACGAGAAAGACCAGCAGAGGCCGAGCGCUUUGCAAUUAGCAUCAAAUUCAAUGAUGAAGUUAAACACAUAAAGGUUGUGGAGAAAGAUAACUGGAUCCACAUAACAGAAGCAAAAAAGUUUGAAAGCCUAUUGGAGCUAGUGGAAUAUUACCAAACGCAUUCUUUAAAGGAAAGCUUCAAACAACUAGACACUACUCUGAAAUACCCGUACAAGCUGCGGAGUGGCUCGAGUUCACGACCUGCUACACGAUCCCCAGUGUUCACGCCCCGUCCUGUAGGGACAGCUGUCGCUAGGUACAACUUCGCUGCCCGUGAUAUGAGGGAGCUGUCAUUGCGGGAAGGAGAUAUAGUUAGAAUUUACAGUCGGAUUGGAGGAGACCAGGGUUGGUGGAAAGGGGAAACCAAUGGAAGGAUUGGCUGGUUUCCCUCAACGUACGUAGAAGAAGAAGGAGUUCAAUGAUUUCAGCAAAUCCCUGUUUUCCUCCCAGACUUUUCUGCACAGUUUGUUUGCACAAUAGACAGACUCCGGGACUCUGCAGUAUAAUUCUCCAGCAUUCCAGACCUUAAAUAUGAAAAGAUCAACAAACAGUCCACUCCUUUCAAGAACUAUUUGUUGACUUGAUUUUUGAUUUUUUUCUUCUUUCUCGCCGGUAUUACUUGUAUAUAAGAUUUAUAAUUCUGACAGAUGGCCAUCGUAAGAAAGAGGAACUCUGUGAAAUGUUGGCACAGGUUGUUUUAAAUGAAUUAAAUUCAUUCCAGCUA
Molecule: messenger RNA, 3778 nt
Organism: Bombina bombina (fire-bellied toad)
Lineage: Eukaryota; Metazoa; Chordata; Amphibia; Anura; Bombinatoridae
Gene: VAV2
Product: vav guanine nucleotide exchange factor 2
Exons: 27
Coding region: 987-3476 (829 amino acids)
Biological process (GO): intracellular signal transduction; cell migration; regulation of GTPase activity
Cellular component (GO): cytoplasm
Molecular function (GO): guanyl-nucleotide exchange factor activity; protein binding
Source: RefSeq, a predicted model, not a curated record